AUUCACUGCACAGAGUUACUGCAUUAUAGGAAUGCUAUUCACGUUUCUCUUUCGUGCACUUGUUUUACAAUUACGCUGAAGCAUGACGGAAGAGAAUCUUGUUUGUUCGCUGUGUAGUGCUUCAUUUUCGUCCAAGCAAUCUCUUACGAAGCACAUACACCAACAUUUGUUUUAUCGGAAGUAUGAAUGCGGUUCUUGUGCGGAUUUGUUCUACACGGAUGAGGAGCGUGAAGCACACUGUAAGAAAAAGGGACACUUCCAUACAUUCGGAAUGAGGGUAUCUUCGUAUUGUGAACUGUACGUGAAUCAGUUUCUAAAGGAUAUUGAACAUAUUGCCACAUAUGGGAUUGAUAACGUUGUCAUGCAGAGAAGUAAAGCGAACUUAGCAUGUGACACUGCCAUUAGCAAACUGCCACGCAAGAGCAGUCCUGUCAAGAGAAAGCGCAAUUCACUGUCGCCUUCGCAUCGUGAAACAUCGCUAAGCAAAUCAAACAAUGUUAAAGACUCAUCUGUCAACGAACUUCAUGAGCAUGGUGACCCCAAUGAAGCUGAUGAGUAUCUGGAAGAGCCCUCAACCAGCAGUGCCAGAAAAGUCAAAGAAUCUCGGAAACGCAUUCGCAUGCCUAGUGAUGACUGGAUGCGCAUAGAAGUUGAUAACACUACGUCGAUAUCACCUGCCACUCAAAUUCUCAGCGAAGCUUUGCGUACCAAUGCCCCUGAAGUGCGAUGUACAUUAUGCAAAGCAAUGACGUCCUCUGAUUACGUACUGCGGAAGCACCACGUAUCGUCCGUGCAUAUGCCCAAAGAUCACACUGAAUCUGACUAUGUCGAGAUCUUGAGCGCCCUGAUGCAAAAAGCCUACCCAACAAUGACCUACAACGACUUGCAGUGUCAAAUAGGAGGCUGUCGAAAAGAGUACAAGUGCCAGUCAGCGAGGCGGAACCAUGUGCUACGAAUACAUUUCCAAAAUGAGCUCAGUUGUCCGAUCAAGGCAUGUUCCUUUCGGUCAAACGAUUUCCCUAGGAUAAACACGCAUCUGAAGGAAGAUCAUGGACUUGCGAAUGGCUACCAGUCAAUUAGCAGUGCAGCAGUAAGAGAUCAGUUCAAUGCGGAUAGGGCAAAACACAACCAUCGUUUGACAACUCUGGUUCAGUUGGCAUUCCCUUGUAAUAUUCCAGAGAUAUGCAAGUCUAGUCAUAAGGCUGAUGUGUCCUCUUCUGGAGCUGUUGUACAGAGCAUUAUCACACGUAUACGCGAAAAGGAUAGGAAGUUUCAAACGGCUCCCCCAAACCCGUUGCGUUUGCGUUCUCCAAGUACAAGCUCUGAUUCGGAUUCGUCAGAGACUGAAAAGAUACAUAAGUCACCUAAACUGCGUACAACGGUAUGUGUGAACAAAUCAGGAAGCAUUACCAUAUCGAAAGAUGUGCGGGCAAGUUCUGCAUCCUCUCCGACUGUGGCACCUAGCAGUAUCAGUAGUGGUAGCAGUUCCGAUAGUGAGGAUGCGAAUAGAGCUACUAAAGCGCAUAGUCACUCACUUCUCAGCAAGCAUGAGCGAACGAAGAGCAAACAUGGACAUAGGGAGAAGGUCAACUCUCCAUCAUCGCCGAGCACGUUAGAAAACGGUGAUGGUACCGAUAAGGAAGCCGACUUACAACGCAAAACUGACGAAGAGUUGGAACCUCACAAAGAGAACGAGGAACCAGGAAGCGAUGUUGACUCCCUUUGUAAUAAUGCAGCAUCUGAAAAGUCAGGGUCUGCCGCUUCGGAAUGUGAUGAUGUGCAGGUGGUCGCUUAUGUAUCAGGACCGCCCGCAUCAAGUACUCCUAAGCAAGUAGAGAUUGAAGAAGUUGUCUUGGAGGAUAAUGAUAAAGAAGUAAGAGCUGCAGUCAAAUCUCCAAGCAGUAAUUCUGCAACGAAACCAAAACAGCCAGAGUACAGAACCCUUUCUAUAUCUGGUGUAUCUGUACGAACUGAUGGGGAGAAGGAAUCCUUUUUCCGUCCUGCCGCAUCACCCGGAGUGUCGCGAACUCUGCCUAUAUCUGGCAUCUCCAUCCGUGCAGAUGGUACACCCAUUCGGCCGCACACUGAAUCAUAUCGGAGAUCAUUUCCGAACAUGCGGCAUUCCACACCGCAAAGGUAUACAUCGAGAGCCACAGAACAAUAUGAGAGACGCCGAGAGCUUGCGCGACGAAAAUUUGAUCUCGCUGAACAAAAGCGUAUGCAAGGAAGGAAGAACAUUCCCAAAGUUGAGAAAUAUAACCACGCAUCGAAGAGAUCUGGAACUCCUUCGUACAAAAACUCGAGAGAAUUUCGGGCAAAUUCUUCAACUAGAUCGCCCUUCAAACGUCCUGCAUCUGAAGGUAGCCAUCAUUCGAGAGGUCCCAGUUAUGUCGUUCCUAAGGUGAAGAGAGAAGUAUCAAGUUAUUCGGAUACAUCUCCGCGACCGAGCAACACUUGGCGAGGGAAAAUCAAACGAUUUGAGGAUUAAGUUGUCACAAGCUUUUUUAUUCCCAUAAGAAGAAUCAAGAACUCAAGGAUACGAACUUGGAAUACUCGAUUCCCCCGUUUCUUAGAUGUAAGGAAUGAUUUUUGAAGCACUUUUUCUUGACUUGUUGCCGCUUCCACCAUUGAUUAUGUUCAUAUGUUGGCUAGAAGCUUUUACAUAAUUAACUUGUUUUUGAAUAAUCUAUUUUUUCGGUCCUUGUAUCAUGCUAUUAUGGCUUCGCAACAGUAACUUUACCGCUACUUUUUAUACCGAAUAUUAACUACUUUGUGAUGAUCAUUGUUCGAAGUGUGAUUCUUUUCUGUUCCCAGUUUUGCUCAUUUGACCUUAAUUUUGUUGCCGUUGUUACCUUGUACUUUGUUCGGGUAUUGUUCAAGUUGUUACUGCACAGAAUCAUUGUAAAUAUUUGAGGUUUUGA
Molecule: messenger RNA, 2921 nt
Organism: Cylicocyclus nassatus
Lineage: Eukaryota; Metazoa; Nematoda; Chromadorea; Rhabditida; Strongylidae
Source: the annotation of a GenBank genome assembly